CGCCACUGUCGAGCACACCCACUCUGCGGACGUGCACUUUAUCCGUGCUUUCGCACGAGGUCUUUGAAGGGAAAAUGUCCAGUGGGAAAUAUGCACCUGUGGCCGAAAACUCCUCAUCGAUGACCCUACAAGGAUGUCUGGAGGAGUGUAUGGAAGCCCUGGAUCUUUUUCUCAACAACCACUUCAGUGAGAGCUUAGAGAAGCUAAGACCACGUGCCAAGGACAGCAUGUACCAUGCGCUCAUCUAUGCCACAGUGUUGGAGAUGCAGGCCAUGAUGACUUUCGAACAUGAAGACAUUGCAAACGCAGGGAGCACCAUGAAAUCUGCACAGGAGGUCUGCCAAAGGUUUCGUCGAAAGUCUGGCUCACUGGGGAGCAAGUUGUCUGGAGACAGUUUGUCUGAGGAGGAACUCCAUGCGGAGGUGUGCUACGCUGAGUGCCUUUUACAGAGAGCUGCUCUUACAUUCCUGCAGGAUGAGAACAUGGUGAACUUUAUCAAAGGAGGAAUCAAAGUGCGCAACAGCUACCUCAUAUACAAAGAGCUGCACACUUUUGUCCAAUCACGUCGCGCUCCCACAGGGCCCAACCACGCCCAGCUAGAAGGAAGCCUGUACUUCGGUAUCGGAGCUUUUAAUUUGACCCUGUCAUUAUUUCCUCCACGUAUCCUCAAAAUCCUAGAGUUUGCUGGCUUUUCGGGUGACAAGGUGUAUGGCUUAUCACAGCUCCACCAGGGGGCGCUCUCACACAACCUGCGCUCCAUGCUGAGUGCUCUGUUGCUACUCUGCUACUACACAUUCCUCUCCUUCAUACUGGGGAUAGGGGAGGCGGACGUGGCCGAGGCAGAGAGCCUGCUAAAGCCGUUUCGCCUGCGCUAUCCAAGGGGGGCCAUUUUUCUCUUCUUUGCGGGCAGAGCAGAGGAGAUCAAGGGGAACAUUGAUGAGGCGGUGGCACUGUUUGAGGAUGGCUGUAAGGCUCAGCAGGCUUGGAAGCAGUUUCACCACAUGUGCUACUGGGAGCUGAUGUGGUGCUUCACCUACAAACGCUUGUGGAAGAUGGCUUACUUCUAUGCAGACCUCCUGAGUCAGGAAAGCCGAUGGUCCAAGGCCAUGUACGUGUACAUGAAGGCGGCCUGCCUCAGCAUGUUGCCUCAGAGUGAUGCCAGACCCUUCGGGGAGAACGAGGUGGACCUCUUCAGACAGGUGCCUUCCUUCAAGCAGAAAAUAGCAGGCAAGUCUCCACCAACGGAAAAGUUUGCCAUUCGCAAAGCUCGCCGCUACAAAGCCAGCUGUCCCAUUCGGUUGCAAGUGCCAGUUCUGGAAAUGAUGUACAUGUGGAAUGGCUUUGCAAUGAUCAGCAAGCGGCCUGAGCUCACUGAGGGCAUGAUGGAGACUCUCCUGGCGGCAGAGCGCUCUCUACAGGAGGCACCUGCAAAUGAAUACAUAUUAGAUGACACUAGUCUCAUUCAGCUGCUGAAGGGACUUUGCUUUAGGAACCAGGGCAAAAUCCAAGCAGCAGAGGAAUGUUUCAACACGGUGUACAUCAGUGAGAAGAAGCUGAAGUUUGACCACUACCUGGUUCCCAAUGCUUUGCUGGAGCUGGGGCUUCUCUAUAUUAAUCUUGGACGACGAGAGGAGGCAAUCAAGAUACUGCAAAAGGCAAAACACAACUACAAAGAGUAUUCCAUGGAGUCUCGCACCCACUUCCGCAUCCACGCUGCCCUCUCUAAACUAAAAGCUGACACAAAUGACAAGGGAGAGACAACUGCACUGUAAUACACACAUUCUUUGGAAAAGAGCAGUUUGUUUGCCUGACAUCUGGGUUUAGUGAUGAUAAGCAUGCCCUCCGCAAACAGGAAGGAGGAUAUACCGUAUAGAGAGGGACCUGUUCCACUUUUCAAGGAUGGCAUUUUUUGUUUUACAGUUACAUCCCUGCCAAAGGGACAGCAAGUUAUUUUUUUAUAUUUAAAUGUUCCUGAAGAGCAGUGGAUGGAAGACUUAUGUGAAAUUUUGUCAAGUCACUUAAACCCAUGUUUAAGUCUUAAAUGUCUCGAUGUCUUACAUUACAUUUUAACGUUACUUUAGUAUUUUAUCACUGCACGAAUCAAUGUGCACAUCUAUUUUAACAUUGGUGGUCUUUAUCUAGAGGUGAACAAGCGGACACGUGUCAGCCAAUGUGAAAACAGCAAAGCAUUUGCACCAAAGAGUAUUACUUCUAUACUCUUUGUUUGCACUGACUUAACUAUUUUAAGUGGCCUUGCCAUGUUCAAUUUGUGCUCCACUCUUCCCUUUUAAGGAAAGAAAACCUUGUAAUUGUAUAAUUUAAUUUUAGACCUUAAAUUAUAUUCCACAUCCUUAUAUAAUAAAAACAUAUAUUGUA
Alosa alosa (allis shad) is the source of this 2376-nucleotide messenger RNA. Its product is annotated as tetratricopeptide repeat protein 39A. Gene Ontology annotation, molecular function: protein binding. The transcript has 19 exons. The coding region runs from base 75 to 1772 and encodes 565 amino acids. The record is from RefSeq and is a predicted model, not a curated record. Lineage: Eukaryota; Metazoa; Chordata; Actinopteri; Clupeiformes; Clupeidae.